AUGUCGUCGCCGCCAAUCCAAUGCUUAGUGACGUGGAAAGACAGCAAGAAGAUUAUUUAUGUCAACGGUCAAAACAAAGCGGAUGUGGUAUUCGCUUUGAUGGCGACAGAUCUUUGCGAUGCUGUGCUCUCCGGCCGGAUGGAGGUCUACAAUGCUCGAUUUGAUGCAUAUGUGGACACGUCAGAUGACCACAUUUUUUGUGAUGGGGACAGAAUUAGGCUUGUUGGUGAUGAGAAGAUGGUGAGAAUGGUUCCGGGCAGCAGCCUUCCUGACGGUCAGCAGCCUGCUUCCAAUAAAAGUGAUUACAGGCUGCCUCCUGUACCAUUGGAUGUCAAGGUUGCCAUCGACAAUGCUGAACUGGGAAAAGUGCCCAGUCGUACGAAAUCUAAGAUAGUUUCCUGGAUAACAAGCCAUUUGCUGACAAUCAACUGCUAUCCAGGAGGACUUUACGAGACGGCUGCAAAGGCCCUCGUGCAGGAGUAUCCCGUGCUAAGGGACACAAUCGGCACAGGCUGGACUGCAAAUGUCCUACUAGACACAGAUGUCGAGCUCGACGCAUCCGUCAUAAACGGACAUGUUGACUUCAUGACGAGGGAGAUGAAACGACGUUCUCCUGACCUACGGAAGCUCGGAGAUUCUAUGAAAAAGACUCGCUCUUCGAGAAGAAAAUGGAUUAUGGAGACGCAACCAUCAACAGCUGAUGUACUGAAAAAGUACCCAGCCUUAGCAGACGCUGAAAUGCUGCAUCAGGAGUUCAUUGCCAUCACAGGCGUAGAUUUGGUGUCAAAGUUGCUGGCAUUUCUUAACAAGUACGGGGAGAGAUGCCUCUACCUGGUGAAGUCUCGCCGCUGCGCGAAGGAGACGGUGCACGAGCUGGAAGGAGACCUCGAAAAACUGGAAGGAGAUGCCAGGAAGUAUUGCUUUGCAGUUGGCAUGUUACAGUUAUUACCCAUGCUGGUAAAGGAACAACCGAGAUUUCUAAAAGGACCGGACAUCUACCCUGCCCUUCGUUUUGAGGGCUCAAAGGCACACGAGGCCAAAGAUAAAUUUGCCGUGUUGGAAGGCCUGAAUGUGGAGGUCGUCGACAUUAUUGCUGGUGCCACGACCGUCAUGGAGAUUUAUUGGAUCUUCAACAUCAAGCACUCAAACCAGAACAAGAACACGUUGGCGCUCCUCGAGCACUUCUGCGGACUUCCAAGCGCACCGCAGGCACCAUUGCUGAUACGGGCAAUUUCUGCCAUCGAGAACGUUUGGAACAAUGUUGAAUGA
Molecule: messenger RNA, 1269 nt
Organism: Ixodes scapularis (black-legged tick)
Lineage: Eukaryota; Metazoa; Arthropoda; Arachnida; Ixodida; Ixodidae
Exons: 8
Coding region: 1-1269 (422 amino acids)
Source: RefSeq, a predicted model, not a curated record